AUGUGCAUCGCGGCCACAAGCAGAAACAUAAAGGUUCGGCGAAAGGCAAAAUCCUAGCCUUGGGAGAGAAUGCGAGCCUGGCAUUUUUCAGAACAAUCCCGAGACUUUUUAACCUUUUGAUUCAGAUGACCAAAUUGAAAGAAUCUGUUAAAUGCGAGUUCUUAACUCUGGAAGUCUUCCUUAAAUUGCUAAUAAUGGAGGGACCACUAGAAAAGUAAUGGGGGUGAAGGAACCGCCGAACCCCCCCCCCCCCAAAAGAAAAAACAAAAUGUCUUUAUUAUAGUAUUUAAUCUGUGUUUUUAACAUUUUGUGGCAAGAAAAUGAUGCGAGAACUACAAGAGCCUUCAAAUCGGACUAAAAUUUUACACGACUCUUAUUUUUGCCCUUUUUCAUACAAAACCACUCAGUAAUGCCUUAUUUAAAUACAAUUAAUUUACAAAAAGAGGUAUAUUACAUAAUUAUGCAGAAGAUUAAGAAAUCGCGGAUUAUAGAUAUGGCACUGAGUCCCAUUCGAUCGAAAUACAUCCGUUAAGGUAUUUGAAAGACUAUCUAAGUAUAUUGAAUUGAAGAUUGAAAAAGCCAGACUGUCGAAAGUAGAUUUUAAAAAGGGCUGGAAAAGUACGUUGACGAAAUUCCGAGCACAGCCAGCAUCAACGAGCUUCACAAAAUUACUCCGGCUGCUGGGAACAGCUCGUAUCCUCACAAAGGUUCCUUCGGUGAAGUGAACUCUGUGGUACCCAAGGUCCACGUUUUGGACCCGAUGCUUCAGCGACUUUGCGCAGUAUUCAUUUAAUUUAAAAACCUUUGAAUGCAGAGGCGUAUACAAGGCGUGUUCUUGCCGGAGUUUUAUUAGGAUCCACGAAACCUCCUAGAUGCAUCAGCUGACAGCAGGUAUCCGGAGAAUUGGUUUAAGAGGUGCUGGCAUGCCAAAGCACAUGGGGGGGCGGCUUUUAUGUUCCAUGGCAACUGUGAUGAAUGGGGAUCAACUGUUACUAUUAUUCAAGUGGGCAAUUAUAUGUUGGUGGAUGCAGUGACGUGUCCUGGUAUGCAAACGGUGCGUCCUUUAUUUGACUUUAACAACCCUGACAUAUAUCGGACGGGGAAUCCGAAAAUAUCACUGAAUCACUCAAAGUAGGAGGUCACUAUAAUGUACUAGGCCGCUAAGAAUGUUGGGAGGGUCUUAACCACGUGCUUUUGCUUCUGAUGUUGUGACUGUAGUCGCACUAAAAUACGUUGAGUUGAAUCUGGUUGUUUGAAUGUUUUACUACUCCGGGGAGUACUACAGUUACGUUUAAAUUUUCUUGCCUAAAGGUGAUCAAACAGACUCCUGCGAGAAUUUUCAGCUCGAAUACCAUAAUAUAUUUCAAAACAGAGUAUUUCGCCUGUGAUUGACACCUAUUUCGCGAGUUUUCACAAAGGGCUCCAAAAUUAAGGUAUAGCGAUUUUUAAAAAAGGUCUCUGUUUAUUUGCUAGGCUCUUGUCGGAAUGGAGAUUACAGCAAAGCCUUUAUUUACUCACUGA
Porites lobata is the source of this 1521-nucleotide messenger RNA. The record is from the annotation of a GenBank genome assembly. NCBI's taxonomy places the organism in Eukaryota, Metazoa, Cnidaria, Anthozoa, Scleractinia, Poritidae.